Talaromyces stipitatus ATCC 10500 is the source of this 1688-nucleotide messenger RNA. RefSeq names its product pogo transposable element, putative. Gene Ontology annotation, molecular function: DNA binding. The transcript is spliced from 2 exons. The coding region runs from base 57 to 1688 and encodes 543 amino acids. Gene Ontology annotation, cellular component: nucleus. The record is from RefSeq and is a predicted model, not a curated record. NCBI's taxonomy places the organism in Eukaryota, Fungi, Ascomycota, Eurotiomycetes, Eurotiales, Trichocomaceae.
GAGCGCGUCAAAAUAUUUCAAAUAUCUCUCUAUACACCCAUCUUCAACGCGUCAUUAUGCCACCAAUUCGUACAAGAAAUACACAAAACUCAAGUAAUCAAGAGGGCAGUAUAUUGCUUGCUAUAUCCGACUUAGAAAAUGGAAGAAUUCGAUCUAUUCGUCAAGCAGUACAGAUCUACGAUGUUCCAUUUACAACUCUCCAACGCCGACUUACCGGCACUCAACACAGGGGUGAAAGACACGCGAACGAUCAUAUAUUGACUCAAUAUGAGGAGGAAUCUCUUCUAAAAUGGAUUCUUGACCUUGACAAACGUGGAUUACCUCCCCGGACAUCUCUCGUACAAGAUAUGGCUGAUCUUCUUCUUUCUCAACAUGGAAAUAAACACGUCAGUGAAAGAUGGGUUUAUCGAUUUGUUGACCGGCAUCCGGAAGUGAACCUACGGUUUUCACGAAGACAUAACUACGAGCAAGCAAAAUGUGAGGAUAUUCAGAUAAUCCGAGAGCACUUUAAUCGCGUACGAGAGGUUAUACAAGAAUAUGGGAUCUUAUCAGAAGAUAUAUAUAAUUUCGAUGAGACUGGCUUCGCUAUGGGUCUCUGUGCUUCUGCAAAGGUUAUUACAGGCAGCGAUCGAUAUGGAAGGCCUAAUCUAUUACAGCCUGGCAAUCACGAAUGGGUUACGGCAAUUGAAGCAGUUAAUUCCGCUGGAUGGGCUUUACCCUCGUACGUUAUUUUCAAAGGAACAACCUAUCAUCAACAAGGCUGGUUUGAGACUCUUCCACAAGAUUGGAGACUUGAUAUCAGUAAUAAUGGCUGGACAACAGAUGAAAUUGGAAUACGAUGGCUUCAAAAACAUUUUAUCCCUCAUACAACAAGCCGUACGAAAGGGAGAUAUCGGAUGCUUAUUCUCGAUGGCCAUGGAAGCCAUUUGACACCUCGAUUUGAUCAAAUAUGCACCGAAAACAAUAUUAUACCACCUCUUGAUGUGAGUUGUUUUGCCGUUCUAAAACGACAAUACGGACAGCUUGUUGAGCAACGCGUACGGCUUGGAUUCAAUCAUAUUGAGAAAUAUGACUUUCUUACGGCUUUUCCAGAGGCUCGUACAAUGGCAUAUACAGCUGAAAAUAUCCAGAAUGGCUUCAAAGCGACCGGAUUAGUGCCAUUUGAUCCAGAUCAUAUUUAUCAAAAGCUUACAGCUCAGCUUCGGACCCCAACCGCCCCUCCUAGUCGACCAAGCAACUCACAAUCUUCUUGCUUACAAACAUCUCAAAAUCCACGUCAAUUCAAGCGCCAAAUGACAACAACAGAGAAGCGUAUCAAUGAGCAUACGACAAGGUCAUUAGAGGUGAUUGAUCGAGCGAUAAAGCAGCUGUCUAGAGCGCACGAAAUGAGUAUCAAUGAGCUUCUGAUUGUACGGAAAGAGGUGCUUAAUUUACGGGCUGCAAAUGAGAAGGAGAUGCAAAAACGUAAAAGAUCUAGAGCUCAAAUAUCUCAUGAAGGAUCUCUUCCAGUGCAGGAAGCUCGGGAACUAAUAACUAAUCGAGAUAUGGCAUCUCAACCUAUUCCGGUUGCACCAGUCGAAUCCGAACCUCAGGCCUCUCAACCACGCGUACGAGCGCGACCGAAGUGCAGUGGAUGUGGGAUUAUCGGGCAUAAAAUCAAUCGAUGCCCAAAUCGUACUACUAGUUGA